Pelobates fuscus (common spadefoot toad) is the source of this 3932-nucleotide messenger RNA. It is a transcript of the gene NCOA4, whose product is annotated as nuclear receptor coactivator 4. NCBI's taxonomy places the organism in Eukaryota, Metazoa, Chordata, Amphibia, Anura, Pelobatidae. Gene Ontology annotation, biological process: response to hormone; intracellular iron ion homeostasis. The coding region runs from base 56 to 1930 and encodes 624 amino acids. Gene Ontology annotation, molecular function: transcription coactivator activity. The transcript is spliced from 10 exons. The record is from RefSeq and is a predicted model, not a curated record.
CGCUCGGAAGCGCUCGGUGCGAGGCUCGGCAGCUCGGCCCCCGGCACGGAUCGUGAUGCAGAGCGGAGGCAGCAGGGCGGGCGGAAGGCCGCGAGAGUCAGGAAACAUGGACAUGGACCAAGAUAUUCGUUCCUUCGCAAGAGAUCCUCUUUCUAAAUGUCUCCAAGCAAGAAAGGAAUUGGAAACUGCAAUUUCAGCUGUUCUCAAAGCAGAGCAACAAGUGAAGGAGAAUGGGAGGGAGGUAAAGGCUCAGAUCAACUCCUGCAUUAGCCGUCAUUUAGAGUGUCUGCGUAGCCGUGAGGUCUGGCUCCUGGAACAAGCAGACCUCGUCCAGCAACUAAAGGAGGAAGCAUUGCAACAACAGGCACAGCAGCUUUACUGGUUGUUGGGACAGUUCAAUUGCCUGAUUCACCAGCUGGAAACCCCUCACAGCAAUGACUUGGCCAAUCAGAUAACCGUUUGUCUGGAAAGAUUGGGAAGCCUCGCCCUUAAACCAGAGGAGUCAACCGCCCUUGGCUUUGAAGCUGAUACUUCUUCUCUUCGUCAACUUCUCAGAACGUUUGGUUCCAUCACAACUACAAAUUCAGUUGAAGAGAAACCAGCCCCUGUCAAUCAUAUGCCCUGUAGUUUUGUGUCCCAGAAUCCAUGGCUUCUGCACAACUGCUUUGUUCCAGCAACGGAACAGAAGCCAAUGCCUAGAUUUUUUGACACGCCUCUCUCUGAUUGGCUGUUGAAAAAAAAGGACACUAACCUUCCUCAGAGCUCUGACGCACACAUUCCAAAUUCUUCCCUCCAGUUUUGGCUGCAAAAAGGACAACCUACUGUGACAGAGGAUUUAAAUGCUCCCAAACCUCACACAUUCAGUCUGGAAAAGAUUUGGGGUCAGAUGGGAGAGUUGCACAAUUGGCUGCUAGAGUCCAAGCAUGACAAUCAAGACGACACCACCUGCUCAAGCGACGGUUCCUUCUCCGGCUCCUCCAUUUCCAUUGAAAAGGUUGAAUUUGAAGAGUUGGAUAAUCAAGAGGACAUGGAUAUGUCAGACUGGCUGAUUUCUCCUACUGAGAUAGAGGACCCAGUGAAUGUGGCAGAUAAGUGGAAGAAGGUAUUCAAACCAUUCUUUGAGGACUACAAUAAAAAUGACUGGCUACCAAAAGUAGAGUCUUGUGGUAAUCGCUGUGGUGGUCAUACAGCUGCCCUAGAAAUAGAAAAUCUCGGAAAUCUGAAAUGCCUCCAUGAGCAACUAGGAGGAAAGAAGACCCCAAACUCUAGCAACGAUAUGUGGCUAUUGCAGCACCCUCAACCUGAGCUGAGGGUGGAAAACGUCUGUAAAGCCAAUGAGCUGUGUUCUUCCUUUUCAGAAUGUGUUUGUGAUGAAAGUUGUGAGAAAGAAGCCCUCAGCAAGUGGUUACUCAAAAAAGAAGGAAAAGAUAAGAAUGGAAUCCCACUGAAUCAAGAACACAAGUCGAAAAACUGUGAACCUGAAAAGCCAAGGCCUUCCAUUGAGAUGUGGCUACGUCCCUGCAGAAAAAACUCUGAAGACCACUGCAGUACCAAGAAUGUUGAAGAACUUGACCCAUGUGUUAGGAUGUUUAAAGAUAUAAUCGAAUCUCCUUUGUCAAACUGGGUUGCCACAUCUAACCAAACUGAAGAAAAAGGAAACAAAGAAACAAAAGAACGUCCUUGUAAAGCCCUCCCUGAAAGCACACUGUCCCCUUUCCAUAUGCCUCUGAAUCCUAGUGCCUGGGUGUUGUCUUCUACAAAGACAGAUAACUCAGAGAAGUCAGAAGAGCCUGAUCUAAAGGAUAAGUGGUUGCUACGCAAGAAAGCACAUGACUAUUAUGGUCUCCCCAGUGUAUGUGACUUAUUUGCCUGUAUGAAACUGGCAGCUGACAAUGACAAAUGGCUAUAUCGUAGCCCCCUGCAGAUGUGAAGCACAUUAUAAACUCCAAGCCACCAAUCAACCUUCUUGCUGAUUACGCACACUAAGGAACCUUCAUGGCAAAGAAUUAUUGUUUUUUUUGUCAUUGUCUAUGCCAUUUUUAUUUUAUCAUAAAGUUUGUUCGUCUGCUGGUCUAUAACAUGUGCUGCAAUGUCAAUAACUCACAUCCUUGACCUUCAUCAAAGCAAUUUGUAUUGACCGAUCCAAUUGAAAAUAAUCCAAUAUAAAUACAAACACAGCCACCGUCUGCUUUAUGUUUCCAGGAAUUCUAUGUCUGCACCACUGUGACGUUAUUUUAUAUUUGUGGUUCCAUCAUUUCCAUCAUGCAGUGUUCACUGUGUUGGUAUGGUUUUUGCCAAACUAUAUGCUUGGGCGGUAUUUUGUAUCAUUUUACUUCAUACCUGUCUGCUUACUAACGCAUGUAACCUUGCAGUAGCUGAACUUUACUUUUCCACGGGGGCAUCUUAUUGGCAACUGAAGUAAAUGUCCUGGCUUACAUGUUCUGCUCUUUGAGUAUAACUGUGAGUUCAACGACUAUUUGGUAUUAGAAGGCACACUAACACACCUGCCGACAUAGAUGUGAAAUUUAGGGGUUUUAUGCCCCAUAGAACGCAAGUGUCUGUUGAAAUGUCAAUAGCAUAAUAGAAUGUAGCCCUAUAAUUUCUUCUAAAGUUCAGCAUGAAUUCUGGCCUCGUUAUAAUCACACUUUGUUCAUUUUGAUAUCCAAUUAUGGAUCCAUCCGCUCCAAAAUAUUGAAAUGACAGAAAGUGAAUGUGUUUUCUCCCUGUCAUUGUGCGAUCCAUUGUGGAAAGUGCUGAAAUGCCUUUUUUUCUUUUUUGUUUUUUUUUGUUUUAAUGCAACACUUGCUUGCAGCAGCGGAUCAAACAUAAUUUAUUGUGCCAUGUGGAAUCUCGGCAUCCUCACAUUUAUUUGGUCACUAAGUCAGCUGCUGCUGCAUCUCUCUGAUAAUUGAUUUUCUUUAUCUAUAGAGGGCACUAUCACUUAAAUGUUAUUCCUCCUUUAAAAUGUGAAGUGUUUUGAAACCAUGCACUUACACAAAAACAUAGCAUCAUACGAACAUUGACAUCUCCCCUACACCUUUAAAGUCCUUUAAAUGUAGGCACUCUAAUAAAGCAUUGAAUGGUAGUGUCCUUUUAAAUUGUAUUUCAGGAAUGAAUUUCUGAACUGGGUAGUAAAAGUCUGCACCCUUCAAUACGUUUGUUCCACAUGGUGACCAUUGCAGAAGCAUUCAUUUCAUUCACAUUAGUUUUUUUUUUUUAGCUGUUUGCACAGAAAGCUGGGAAAUGGCAAUUUAUUUUUAAAAACAUGAAUGUUAGAAUAUUUUUUUUUAAUUGCAGUUUAGAUUCACAGGAUUAUCUGUUCGCAUAUAAAAAUGUGGAAAGUUUUAUUUUGAUUCUUCUCGAAGUAUUUGGAAUUAUAGAAUCUGUCUGUCAUUUUUAACCAUUUUAUGCUUAAGGGGCUCCUGUUCAACGAUAUUUGUACCCCACCAGCAAAGGCAUAAACAAUAUUAAAGAGGCACUCUACGCAAUAUAAUCUCUGCAGCUCAUUACAUUGGGUAUGCACUACCCCUCAGCUCAUAUUGCGUUAUUCAAGUUUUCAUUCGGUUUGACAAAUAACAUGGAUCUACUGGUCUUCAGUUUUCCCCAGAGGACAAUAGUCAUCAGUCACUCAAAGUUGGAAGAGCCAAAUUCACUUCUGGUUUGAUACAAGCUGGAGGAGUGAUAUGGGACAGCCCCCAAAGAUUUGUGCAUGAUAACCACUUCAGUGAGCUUGUAGAUGGUAUGUUUGGAGUGCCCCUUUAAUUGCAAUGACCUGUUUCAAUGUUUUGUCUGAAAGUGCCAGUCUACCUUGUCUGUUUAUUAAAGUGAACACUUUUAGCUAUGUCAAUCCAUAUAUUUUGAUUAUGCUAGUUAAUCUUACAAAUUUAAUUUCAUAUGUAAUUUUCUUUCAUCAUUAAAGAAUUACAGCAAUA